AUGUCGAACGACACUCCCACGCCGACGGCAGAGGACAAGUCUAGAUACGAUGCCGCGAAGAAAGAGCUUCUGCAAGCCUUGGCGAAGAAGAGGAUGGUAGACAAGUCGCUCGCGCAGCUCGAGGUACAGAUAUACAACUUGGAAGGCAGCUAUCUCACAGAGACAGCCAUGCAUAGUGGAGGCAACAUCGUCCAAGGUUUUGAUGGCUACCUCAAGAACGCUCCAGGCGGCAGACGGAAGCACGAAGUGAGCGAGACGGACAGGAUGUUCUCAAACAGCAGUAUGACAUUCAAGAAGGCUCUCGAGCUUUCCGGCGAGGGCGAAGAAUCCACCGCCACAGCCGAUGAUCAUCCGUCACGCGGUCCCACCCCAGGCCUCACUACUGUCGUCGUCCCUCCAGCGAAGCAAGAGUCUACAGCCGCCGCUCAGAAGAAGCAGCGCGACAGGGAAUACCAGAGGAAGAAGCGAGCCAGCAUGAGUGCAGCACGCCGUAGUCAGCAGCUGAGUGACGACGAGAGCGUCGCAUCCACUGCAUCCAGCCGCCGGCCCACAAAACGCGCGCGCAUGGCAGACGAUGACUGA
Messenger RNA from Phanerochaete carnosa HHB-10118-sp, 582 nucleotides. RefSeq lists its product as uncharacterized. The record is from RefSeq and is a predicted model, not a curated record. Gene Ontology annotation, cellular component: NuA4 histone acetyltransferase complex. The coding region runs from base 1 to 582 and encodes 193 amino acids. Lineage: Eukaryota; Fungi; Basidiomycota; Agaricomycetes; Polyporales; Phanerochaetaceae. The transcript is spliced from 3 exons.